GUGUUUUUAUUACUGAUCACCUGAUUUUACACUUCCGGUUUCAGUGUGACGUGACGCGUAGUUAAACAUAAAUACAUUUGACUGAGUUUACUGUUUUCUGCAGUGAACACCACGUACGAUUUUCAGAGCUCACGAAUAAUAAUUUGUUUUAAAAAGAUGGAUAAUUCCGGGAAAGAGAAGGAGGCUUUGACUCUCAUGGCCGAGGCUGAUAAAAAGAUGAAAUCCUCACGAGGAUUUGGGACGUUGUUCGGAGGUUCAUCCCGCAAGUAUGAGGAAGCCUGUGACAUAUAUGUGAGGGCAGCAAACAUGUUCAAAAUGGCCAAGAAUUGGAGUGCUGCUGGCAACGCAUUCUCUCAAGCAGCACACCUUCAUCUGCAGAUGGACAACAAACUUGAUGGAGCCAUCAAUUUCCUUGAUGCAGGCAAUGCUUUCAAAAAAGCAGACCCACAGGAAGCCAUCAACUGCCUGAACCAAGCCAUUGAAAUUUACACAGACAUGGGCCGUUUCACCAUCGCAGCCAAACACCACAUAUCUAUUGCUGAGAUCUACGAGAGUGAGCUAUUAGAUGUUGAUAAGGCCAUUUGUCACUAUGAACAGGCAGCAGAUUACUACAAAGGGGAAGAGUCAAAGAGUGCUGCAAAUAAAUGCCUUCUGAAAGUUGCCACCUACACUGCCCAACUGGAACAGUACCAGAAAGCCAUUGACAUUUAUGAACAGAUCGGAACAUAUGCAAUGGACAGCGUCCUGUUGAAGUAUGGCGCUAAAGACCACUUCUUCAAAGCAGCUCUUUGUCACUUCUGUGUGGACAUGCUUAAUGCAAGGCUGUCUGUACAGAGAUAUGAGGAUAUGUUUCCAGCCUUCUCAGACGCUAGAGAGUGCAAACUGGUUAAGAAACUUCUAGAUGCAUAUGAGGAGCAGGAUGUUGACGCAUUCACUGAUGCGGUGAAGGACUUUGACUCCAUCUCAAGAUUGGAUCAGUGGAACACUACUAUGUUACUUAGGAUAAAGAAACAAAUACAGGAUGACGAGAGCGACCUUCGCUAAUCCCCUCCCCUUUACUAAUCAUCAUCAUCUCCCUCACUACUGCUGGAAAUUUAUCACAUCACAUUCCUGAAUAACUUACCAAUCUUACAUUUUUCUCUCUGAGUGGUUUCAUCCUUUAAUCACCAGGCAUUGAACCCUUUAGUGUUUCAUAACUGUCUAUCCACUUAUCAAUCUGUGUGAUGUGUUGUCAAGCAAUACCCCAGACCCCAAAGAACUACUGGCUAAAACCUGUGUAGAAUAGCACCAGGUAGAUAAAGGUGUAGCCUACUGUACUAGCUAGCCCAUCAAAUGAGGUGGAUAAUAACUUUGUUGUAGUUUAUUUCUGUUGUGUUGUUGUAGUUUAUUUCUGUUGUGUUGUUGUAGUUUAUUUCUGUUGUGUUGUUGUAGUUUAUUUCUGUUGUGUUGUUUUCUGUAAUAGUACCUCCACACAACUGUCUUAAGUGUUAAUGGUUUUAGGUCAUUUCUGACCUGGACAUUUCCAGAGGCAACAGUAUAUUCUACUAGAACAUACAUUAUAUGUCUUAAAUUGGUUAGUUCAUAAAAAAUUGUGUUUGUCAUUGAGGCUUCUACUUUGAAAUAUAUUGGUCAUUGCUCAAUUAUGCUGCUGUUGUGUUACCUAGUAGCAAAGUCUCAUCAACCAAAAAUGUGUUAGUUGCUAUCUUAUAUUGAAUUAAGACUUUGGAAGAGAUGGAACACAUGUUUUUAACUCUGAGUAUAAUUAUUUCAUUGGGUCUACUAGCAGCCAUUCCCCUUUUAAUCAUUAUUUCUUGAUCUCUGAACUGUGAACAUUUAGAAUUUUGUUUUAUUAUUAUACUGUAGAUACUAUGUUUGUUGUCAUUCCAAAGGGUCUCUUAAUUCUUCCACAGGAAGCUGGAUUACCUCCGUGCUAUUGGCAGAACUAGGAUGAUUCCAUGGAUUAACCUGUAUUAUCCCAUGUUUUUAUUUAUUUCACAGCUUGAUUAAACAUUUGGUUUUCAAUUGU
Molecule: messenger RNA, 2026 nt
Organism: Oncorhynchus kisutch (coho salmon)
Lineage: Eukaryota; Metazoa; Chordata; Actinopteri; Salmoniformes; Salmonidae
Gene: napaa
Product: N-ethylmaleimide-sensitive factor attachment protein, alpha a
Exons: 11
Coding region: 157-1044 (295 amino acids)
Biological process (GO): intracellular protein transport; SNARE complex disassembly; synaptic transmission, glutamatergic
Cellular component (GO): terminal bouton; synaptobrevin 2-SNAP-25-syntaxin-1a complex; vacuolar membrane
Molecular function (GO): syntaxin binding; soluble NSF attachment protein activity
Source: RefSeq, a predicted model, not a curated record